AUGAUAGAGUUUGUUUUGUUUUUAGGGGUGUGCUUUGCUUUGGGUGGUUUAGCAGUCGCUUCUAAUCCCUCUCCUUAUUAUGGGGUGCUAGGAUUAGUGGUAGCGGCUGUUGCUGGUUGUGGUUGGUUGGUUAGUUUGGGGGUUUCUUUUGUGUCUUUGGUACUUGUUAUGGUUUAUUUGGGUGGGAUGUUGGUGGUGUUCGUUUAUUCGGUUUCGUUGGCGGCAGACCCGUAUCCUGAGUCCUGGGUGAGUUGAGGGGUAGUUGGUUAUGGUCUUGGGAUGGGUUUGGUUGUGUUAGUGGGUCUUGUUAUGGGGGGUGUGUUGGGAUUUUUAGUGGGAGAGAAUACUGUUAAUAGUGGGGGAUUAUUGACGGUUCGAUCGGAUUUUAGUGGGGUGGCUGUUCUUUAUUCGGAGGGAGUUGGGUUACUUUUAAUUGGUGGGUGAGGGCUGUUAUUGACUUUGUUUGUGGUGUUGGAGCUUGUGCGGGGGUUGUCUCGGGGGGCGAUUCGGGCUGUUUAG
Messenger RNA from Haemorhous mexicanus (house finch), 519 nucleotides. The record is from the annotation of a RefSeq genome assembly. Lineage: Eukaryota; Metazoa; Chordata; Aves; Passeriformes; Fringillidae.